Elgaria multicarinata webbii is the source of this 1261-nucleotide messenger RNA. RefSeq names its product Wnt family member 5B (gene WNT5B). Gene Ontology annotation, biological process: multicellular organism development; cell fate commitment; canonical Wnt signaling pathway. The transcript is spliced from 5 exons. Gene Ontology annotation, cellular component: extracellular region. Gene Ontology annotation, molecular function: cytokine activity; frizzled binding. The record is from RefSeq and is a predicted model, not a curated record. Bases 49 to 1179 code for a protein of 376 amino acids. NCBI's taxonomy places the organism in Eukaryota, Metazoa, Chordata, Lepidosauria, Squamata, Anguidae.
CUGUGAUAUCCAUAGUGAUGGUGGUCAAAAAAGUUCCAGGCAGUCCCGAUGAGUCCCAGCCUGGCCGGGCAAAGGCGCGAGAGCCGCGGGAAGCGCACCAUGCCAGGGACGCGGCUGCUCCUCAGCCUGGCUCUCCUCGGCGGCUGCACGCAGCUCCUGGCCGAGGCCAGCUCCUGGUGGUCCUUGGCUAUGAACCCAAUCCAGAGACCUGAGAUGUACAUCAUCGGAGCCCAGCCGGUGUGCAGCCAGCUGCCAGGGCUGUCCCCGGGCCAAAGGAAGCUGUGCCAACUUUACCAGGAGCACAUGAUGUACAUUGGUGAGGGGGCCAAGAAUGCCAUCAAAGAGUGCCAAUACCAGUUCCGGCAGAGGCGGUGGAAUUGCAGCACGGUAGACAACACGUCUGUGUUCGGCAGGGUCAUGAGCAUAGGUAGCCGAGAGACUGCAUUCACCUAUGCCAUCAGCGCCGCAGGGGUGGUAAACGCCAUCAGCCGUGCCUGCCGCGAGGGGGAGCUCUCCAGUUGUGGCUGCAGCCGGACAGCCCGUCCAAAGGACCUGCCUCGGGACUGGCUAUGGGGUGGAUGCGGUGACAAUGUGGACUAUGGCUACCGAUUUGCCAAGGAGUUUGUGGAUGCCAGGGAGAGGGAGAGGAACUAUGCCAAGGGAUCAGAGGAGCAGGCCCGCACACUCAUGAACCUACAGAACAACGAGGCGGGUCGCAGGGCAGUGUAUAAACUGGCUGACGUUUCCUGCAAGUGCCACGGUGUCUCUGGUUCCUGCAGCCUCAAGACCUGUUGGCUGCAGCUGGCCGACUUCCGUAAAGUGGGCGACCUCCUCAAAGAGAAGUACGACAGCGCCGCCGCCAUGAGGAUCAGUCGCAAGGGCAAGCUGGAGAUGGUGAACAACCGCUUUAAUCCGCCGACUCCGGAGGAUCUGGUCUACGUCGAUCCCAGCCCUGACUACUGCCUGCGCAACGAGACCACGGGCUCGCUGGGCACCCAGGGCCGGCUGUGUAAUAAGACCUCGGAGGGCAUGGACGGCUGCGAGCUGAUGUGCUGUGGCCGGGGCUACGACCAGUUCAAGAGCGUGCAGGUGGAACGCUGCCACUGCAAAUUCCACUGGUGCUGUUACGUCAAGUGUAAAAAGUGCACAGAGAUUGUCGAUCAGUAUGUCUGUAAAUGAAAGGCCUGCGAGAGCUAGAAUUCUAUAUUAUAUAAAUCUAUAUAAAUAUAUUUUAUAUAUUUGUAUAAAAAAUAGAUGGUGA